Messenger RNA from Choloepus didactylus (southern two-toed sloth), 2774 nucleotides. Its product is annotated as guanylate cyclase 2G-like. NCBI's taxonomy places the organism in Eukaryota, Metazoa, Chordata, Mammalia, Pilosa, Megalonychidae. Gene Ontology annotation, molecular function: ATP binding; protein kinase activity; peptide receptor activity. Gene Ontology annotation, biological process: cGMP biosynthetic process; receptor guanylyl cyclase signaling pathway; intracellular signal transduction. The transcript has 18 exons. The record is from RefSeq and is a predicted model, not a curated record. The coding region runs from base 306 to 2492 and encodes 728 amino acids.
AAGUGGCAGGGUCAGGAUUUGAACCCGUCUUCCUGACUCCAACAUCCACGCUCUUUCAUUUAAUCAUUCCACCUUCAGGCUAUGGCCUCCAGGGCUGUCCCUGACCUGAGGAACCAUGUGAUCUAAUUGGGGAAACAGGGCAGAAAGGGUGAAGGACUCCUGUGAGUGGAAGCAGAGUGCUCCCAGCCGAGCAAUGGGAGGACACGGGCCUUCCCAAGCCCCGUUUGCUGUCCUUUUUGCAGGUGAGCCCUUAUGCUGCCUACCUGCAUGACGCCAUCCUGCUCUACGCUCAGACCGUGAAGGAGAUGAUCAGGGCAGGAAGCGAUUUCCGGGAUGGGCGGCAGCUGGUCCGCGCGAUGAGAGCUUCCAGCCAGACGGCACUGCAGGGAAUCACUGGCCCCGUGUCUGUCGACUCCCAGGGAGAAAGGCACAUGGAUUAUUUGGUCUAUGCCCUACAGAAAUCUGGAAAUGGGCCUGCUUUUCUUCCCUUUCUUCAUUAUGACAGUGAUCAGAAAGAAGUCAGGCCCGUGGGGAAUUCCUCCAAUAUUACUUGGACCCAAGUAAUAAUAAAUAGACCUGGCUGUGGGUUCUACAAUGAGCUCUGUGAAACCAAGCCUGCUUUUACAGGUGUGACUGCUGUGAUUCUCACGCUGACGCUCCUGAUUACCAUCGUGGUUGCUGCCAGUGUAGGUGUGAUUUUAAGGAUGCAGAAGGGAAAACUGCAGAGGCAAAAUAAAGACUUCUGGUGGCAAAUCAAUUAUGAGGACAUCACCAUUCUGCCCCAGAAUAAGCCAUCACAGAGAGGCUUACCUGGGUCGAGGGAGGACAACAGUACUGCAUCGAGUGUGAUGAUUUCUGGGGACCUCAGCUCCUUUGUCAAGAGCCAGUCAGGGGAAGAGCUCUUUUUUGCCUCACUGGGGCUUUACCAGGGAAACCAAGUGGCCAUUCGCUAUGUUGGUGACCGAGCAGAAGCCAGGGUUAGGAAGCUGUCUGUUCUGCAGGAAAUCCGGCUGAUGUGUGAAUUAAGGCAUGAAAACAUUGUUCCUUUCUUUGGUAUUUGCACAGAACCUCCCAUCUGCAUUGUCACCCAGUAUUGCAAAAAAGGAAGUCUUAAGGAUGUCUUGAGAAACUCAGAUAUUGAAAUGGACUGGAUAUUCAAACUCUCAUUUGCAUAUGACAUAGUCAAUGGCAUGCUGUACCUCCACAGGAGCCCCCUGGGGUCCCAUGGAAACCUGAAGCCUUCCACAUGCUUGGUGGAUGGUCGGAUGCAGGUGAAGCUGUCAGGGUUUGGGCUGUGGGAACUCAAGUAUGGACAGACGUAUAGAACAUAUAAUGAGAGGACGACGGACUACUCAGAGCUCUACUGGACGGCCCCAGAGCUGUUGCGGCUCUCAGAGGCACCCCUGUCAGGCACCCCAAAAGGGGACGUCUACAGCUUUGCUAUUGUGAUGAGGGAGCUGAUCCACCACCAGGACCAUGGGCCCUUCAGCCUCAAUGAGGGACCCGAAGAAAUCAUCAACCGAAUCAAAGACCCCAUGGCAACAGUUCCACUGAGACCUUCCUUGUCAGAGGAGAAGGGCAAUGAAAAGAUUGUGAUCAUGGUGAAGUCAUGUUGGGAUGAAUCUCCUGAGAAAAGGCCCACUUUCUCUUCCAUCAGGAAAAUUUUACAAGAAGUCAGCCCCAAAGGCCACGUGAGCAUCCUCGACAGUAUGGUGAACAAGCUGGAGGUGUACGCCAAUCACCUGGAGGAGGUGGUGGAGGAGCGGACAGACCAGCUGAUGGCGGAGAAGAGGAAGGUGGACAAGCUGCUGUCCACGAUGCUGCCCAGCUUCAUUGGAGAACAGCUUCUAGCUGGAAGAUCCGUGGAACCAGAACAUUUUGAGUCUGUGACCAUCUUUUUCUCUGACAUUGUUGGAUUCACACAAUUGUGUUCUCUCAGCUCCCCUUUGCAAGUCGUAAAGCUCCUCAAUGACCUGUACAGUUUAUUCGAUAAUAUCAUUAAAGUUUACGAUGUGUAUAAGGUUGAAACCAUUGGAGAUGCAUACAUGGUGGCUAGCGGGCUUCCUAUCCGCAACGGAACCCAACAUGUAGACGAGAUCGCCACCAUGUCCUUGCACUUCCUCAGUGCCACCAUCCACUUCCAGAUUGGACACAUGCCUGAGGAGAAGCUCAGGCUCCGAAUUGGCCUCCACACAGGUCCUGUGGUGGCUGGUGUGGUGGGAAUCACCAUGCCCAGAUACUGUCUGUUUGGAGACACUGUGAACAUGGCAUCCAGAAUGGAAAGCAGCAGUUUGCCUCUCCGGAUUCACGUCUCUCAGACCACUGCAAGCAGGCUUUUGGCAUUGGGAAGGUACCAUCUGCAAAAGAGAGGCACCAUUCCAGUCAAGGGCAAAGGAGAACAGACAACUUUCUGGUUGAAAGGCAAAGACGGCCUCGUUUUUCCACUCCCUGAGUUUCCUGAGGAGGAAGCUAAAGUCCCAGAGCUCUUCUGAGAGGAGGUGACCUUGGGUGGAGGAGCAGCUGCCUGGCUUUCUCCUAUAAGAUGGCACAAAUCCCCAGCAUCACGAUGAGGUGAUAGAGAACAUCUGUGAACCAGAGGGGACAGGGGGUCAGCCCGCUCAGAAACAACUCAAGGACAACUGAAGGACAAAAGAGUCUGCUCAGGGGUUCUUCAAUGCAUUUUAUACAAAGUCAAUUUUGUUAAUCCCUUGAGCUUUCUGUAGCUCACAUCUAUCAGUAGUUGUGACAAUGAACCUAGUUAUGGAAGUCUGACA